GCACCUCCACGUGGACCGUCAGCGACUCGGCCACACAGGGAAGCGCCUGCUUCAGGUCGCCCACGGCCUCGUCCAUGGCGCCCCCGAGAGCAGUGAGGACCCGACUGGAGCGUGGCCGCCGCCACCUCACGCCCAGCGUCGCCGCCACAGCCGCCGCCUCAGCCCGCGGGCCCCUCCCUAGCUUCGAAUCUGCCGCGCGAGGCGCACCACCCCCUGACCCGGAAGCGCUCGGGCCGGUAGGGCCACUUCCUGCCGCGGCCCCGCCCCGCCCUGCUUCCGGCGCGGCCCCGCGGGCUCGGCAACCUCGGCGCAGUGAACGCGGGCGGCCAACCAGGGCCAGGGGGCGGUGGCGGCCACUGUCCGGCCGGGUUCCCGCUGCUCCCGGCCCCCGCUCUGGGCCUGCCGCCGGCGCUGCUAUGGGCAAGAAGCACAAGAAGCACAAGGCCGAGUGGCGCUCGUCCUACGAGGAUUAUGCCGACAAGCCCCUGGAGAAACCCCUGAAGCUAGUCCUCAAAGUCGGAGGAAGUGAAGUGACUGAACUCUCAGGAUCCGGCCACGACUCCAGUUACUAUGAUGACAGGUCAGACCAUGAGCGAGAGAGGCACAAAGAAAAGAAAAAGAAGAAGAAGAAGAAAUCCGAGAAGGAGAAGCAUCUGGACGAUGAGGAAAGGAGGAAGCGAAAGGAGGAGAAGAAGCGGAAGCGAGAGAGGGAGCACUGUGACACGGAGGGAGAGGCUGACGACUUUGAUCCUGGGAAGAAGGUGGAGGUGGAGCCGCCCCCAGAUCGGCCAGUCCGAGCGUGCCGGACACAGCCAGCCGAAAAUGAGAGCACACCUAUUCAGCAACUCCUGGAACACUUCCUCCGCCAGCUCCAGAGAAAGGAUCCCCAUGGAUUUUUUGCUUUUCCUGUCACGGAUGCAAUUGCUCCUGGAUAUUCAAUGAUAAUAAAACAUCCCAUGGAUUUUGGCACCAUGAAAGACAAAAUUGUAGCUAAUGAAUACAAGUCAGUUACGGAAUUUAAGGCAGAUUUCAAACUGAUGUGUGAUAAUGCAAUGACAUACAAUAGGCCAGAUACCGUGUACUACAAGUUGGCGAAGAAGAUACUUCACGCAGGCUUUAAGAUGAUGAGCAAAGAGCGGCUGUUAGCUUUGAAGCGCAGCAUGUCGUUUAUGCAGGACAUGGAUUUUUCUCAGCAGGCAGCUCUUCUGGGCAAUGAAGAUACAGCUGUUGAGGAACCUGUCCCUGAAGUUGUACCCGUACAAGUAGAAACUGCCAAGAAAUCCAAAAAGCCGAGUAGAGAAGUUAUCAGAUGCUGGAGUGGAGCAGGUGCAGCCCCGUGGUCAGGAAGGUGUGGAUGCUGCAGGGGAAGCAGCUGCAUGUUUGAGCCUGAAGGGAACGCCUGCAGCUUGACGGACAGUACCGCAGAGGAGCACGUGCUGGCACUGGUGGAGCACGCAGCUGACGAGGCUCGGGACAGGAUCAACCGGUUCCUCCCAGGCGGCAAGAUGGGCUAUCUGAAGAGGAACGGGGACGGGAGCCUGCUCUACAGCGUGGUCAACACGGCCGAGCCGGACGCUGAUGAAGAAAGGGCUCGUGGCACUGCACGGGGCACCGCGUUGGGGUCACGCCUGCCGCUCACGGCCCGCCAUGUCCGUGUUGCAGAGGAGGAGACCCACCCGGUGGACUUGAGCUCGCUCUCCAGUAAGCUGCUCCCAGGCUUCACCACGCUGGGCUUCAAAGACGAGAGAAGAAACAAAGUCACCUUUCUCUCCAGUGCCACUACUGCGCUUUCGAUGCAGAAUAAUUCAGUAUUUGGUGACUUGAAGUCGGACGAGAUGGAGCUGCUGUAUUCAGCCUACGGAGAUGAGACAGGCGUGCAGUGUGCGCUAAGCCUGCAGGAGUUUGUGAAGGAUGCUGGGAGCUACAGCAAGAAAGUGGUGGAUGACCUCCUGGACCAGAUCACAGGCGGAGACCACUCCAGGACGCUCUUCCAGCUGAAGCAGAGAAGAAAUGUUCCCAUGAAACCUCCAGAUGAAGCCAAGGUUGGGGACGCCCUAGGAGACAGCAGCGGCUCUGUUCUGGAUUUCAUGUCGAUGAAGUCGUAUCCCGACGUCUCUGUGGAUAUCUCCAUGCUCAGCUCUCUGGGGAAGGUGAAGAAGGAGCUGGACCCCGACGACAGCCACUUGAACUUGGAUGAAACAGCCAAGCUCCUGCAGGACUUGCACGAGGCACAGGCAGAGCGCGGCGGCUCUCGGCCGUCGUCCAACCUCAGCUCCCUGUCCAACACCUCCGAGAGGGACCAGCACCACCUGGGAAGCCCUUCUCGCCUGAGUGUCGGGGAGCAGCCAGAUGUCACCCACGACCCCUAUGAGUUUCUUCAGUCUCCAGAGCCUGCGGCCUCCACCAAGACCUAACUCUAGACCACCUUCAGCUCUUUUGUUUCAUUUUUUUUAGUUUUAUUUUGCAUGUGUAGAGUUUUUGUUAUCAGACAAGGACUUUGAUCUUCCCCCUUUGGCAUGCGGGAAGCAACCCCAGGGAGGUAAUGAAUUGUCUGUGGUAUCGCGUCAGUGAGAGAGUCUCUGUGCACAGCCCCGUGAACCCGGGGGAGUGGAGUCAUACACAGAGGCCGUGUGGCCAUCGUGUCAGCGAGAGAGUCUCUGUGCACAGCCCGGUGAACCCGGGGGAGUGGAGUCAUACACAGAGGCCGUGUGGCCAUCGUGUCAGCGAGAGUCUCUGUGCACAGCCCGGUGAGCCCAGGGGAGUGGAGUCAUACACAGAGGCCGUGUGGCCAUCGUGUCAGUGAGAGAGUCUCUGUGCACAGCCCGGUGAACCCGGGGGAGUGGAGUCAUGCGUGAAGGGCGUAUGGCCGGGCCCCAGAACUGCGUGCCAUCUGUGUCCGAAUAUCACGUGUGGCUCCAGCCCUUGUUUCUGCAGUUUAGACUCCUCUGUCUGCCCCACUGUCCUGGGGUCACUCUUGGGAGGCACAGGUGUGGGUGUGUCUGGCCUCCUUCUGUGUCCUGCGUGUUCCUCUCGUAGUUUGUAUUUCCCAGGUGGGCCAUGGUAGGGGCCUCGCAGGGGCCAGUGGGGAGCGCAGGGCCAGGCUGGGGUGAGGAGAGGUCCCCCGUUUUCUGUUCAUUUGAUGAGCCUGAGAAAGGAGUGCUUCUGCCUGCCUGUUACAGUGGAGCGUUCCGUGUCCAUAAAACGUUUUCUAACUGGA
Molecule: messenger RNA, 3217 nt
Organism: Rhinopithecus roxellana (golden snub-nosed monkey)
Lineage: Eukaryota; Metazoa; Chordata; Mammalia; Primates; Cercopithecidae
Gene: BRD9
Product: bromodomain containing 9
Exons: 17
Coding region: 75-2414 (779 amino acids)
Biological process (GO): regulation of transcription by RNA polymerase II
Cellular component (GO): nucleus
Source: RefSeq, a predicted model, not a curated record